Messenger RNA from Oncorhynchus nerka (sockeye salmon), 3208 nucleotides. Its product is annotated as claudin-23-like. NCBI's taxonomy places the organism in Eukaryota, Metazoa, Chordata, Actinopteri, Salmoniformes, Salmonidae. The transcript has a single exon. The record is from RefSeq and is a predicted model, not a curated record. The coding region runs from base 107 to 907 and encodes 266 amino acids. Gene Ontology annotation, biological process: cell adhesion; bicellular tight junction assembly. Gene Ontology annotation, molecular function: structural molecule activity. Gene Ontology annotation, cellular component: bicellular tight junction; plasma membrane.
CGGACAAGUUUUUAAGACAACACUCCUGUCUGUCCACUUUAGUUUACUUAGACUGACUAGUGCUGCUGUAUCACCUUAACAAGUUAGUAACAGCAGUCCAGAAGCCAUGCCGAGCCACGCGGAGCAGUGGAUCCGCACUUCGAUGCGCACCCCGGGCAUUUUUAUCUUCGGAAUGGUCCUUGCCCCUUGCGGCUGGAUCCUAAACCUCACAGCGACAGUGGCUCCCAACUGGAGAACCAUCAACACUAUCGCCUCACUGCCGGUUGAUACGUUCCUACAACAAGGCAUCUGGGACAUAUGCAAGACGUCCAGCUCGUCCCAAGUAAACCAAUGUAACCAAAAGGACGAGGCGUACUUCAACAACCAGAUUAUAGCGGUCGCCCAGGGCUUGAUGGUAGCGUCUCUGAUAUUGACUCUGAUCGGGCUGGCCACGGCAACCCCCGGGGUAAGGUGCUGGAAAGACCGCCCGAACUGGACAGUAGCCGGGCUGGGGGGAAUGCUCAUCUUUCUGUCUGGAGUCUUGACGAUCAUCCCAAUUGCAUGGUACACUCACAUCUUCAAGGACAUCGCCGCAUCCAGCACCGACAUUCGCGUCGGCUACUGUAUUAUUUUGGGAUACAUCGGGGGCAUCUUCGAGCUACUGGGCGGUUUGGUCAUGUUCAUUGGGAUAUGUCGUUGCUGUGGCGGUAAGAACCGCGGAGAGACGCGAGUCUCGGAGACCACAGCACACUUCAGAAACACCAAACCCCCACCGCGCCGCAUCGAGGUGCCGAGCAUAGCCCGAACCCGGAGUAGCGCGAGCAGCGUCCCCUACUCUAAAGACUCCAUGGAAGACGAGGCAGACUUCCCCCGGGCAAAGAGCACCUCGUACGGAGGAAGACGACCCGCUUAUGACGUUGAUCUGUGAGGUCAUUAUGGUGACGAGGGCCAGUUGCCAUUGAUAGGUGUGACAUGUAUACUAUAGCACUACACAGUAACAUUACAUAUCUACCAAUGAAGGACAUUUACCUCUACAUGUAGGCAUGUCGUUUUAACCAUGAAACUAGACCUAAUCUUGUUGUUUGGGUGAAUAUGAUAGAAAUAUAAAUUAUUUCACACUUUUGGGAAUAUGCCUAUAAUGUGGCCUAUGGCAUGUUUGUAUUUGAAGAUGUCAUUUGUAAAUAAUGUUACAAUGCCAGCGCCAUAGAACAUGGAAUACAGUGCCUUCGGGAAGUAUUCAGACCCCUUUACUUUUUCUACAUUUUGUUAGGUUACAACCUUAUGAAAUUGUUUUUUUUCUCCAUCAAUCUACACACACUACCCUGUAAUGGCAAUGCAAAAACAGGCUUUUAGAAAUGUUUGCUAAUUUAUAAACAAAUAAAUACCACAUUUACAUAAGCAUUCAGACCCUUGACUCAGUUCUUUGUUCAAGCACCUUUGGCAGUAAUUACAGCCUCGAGUCUUGGGUAUAACGGUAUAAACUUGGUACACCUGUAUUUGGGGAGUUUAUCCCAUUUUUCUCUGCAGAUCCUCUCAAGUUCUGUCAGGUUGGAUGGGGAGCGUCUCUGCACAUCUAUUUCCAGGGCUCUCCAGAGAUGUUCCAUCGGGUUCAAGUCCGAGCUCUGGCUGGGCCACUCAAGGACAUUCAGAGACUUGUCCCGAAGCCACUCCUACGUUGUCUUGCCUGUGUGCUUAGGGUCGUUGUCCUGCUGGAAGUGAACCUUUGCCCCAGUCUGAGGUCCUGAGUGCUCUGAAGCAGGUUUUCAUCAAGGAUCUCUAUACUUUGCUCCGUUCAUUUUUCCCUCAAUCCUGACUUAGUCUCCCAGCCCCUGCUGCUGAAUAACAUCCCCACACAGCUUGAUGCUGCCACCACCAUGCUUCACCGUAGGGAUGAGGCCAAUGUUCUUGGGGACCUUCAAUGCUGCAGAAAUGUUUUGGUACCCUUCCCCAAAUCUGUGCCUCAACACAAUCCUGACUCGGAGCUCAACGGACAAUUUCUUCGACCUAAUGGCUUGGUUUUUUGCUCUGACAUGCACUGUCAAUUGUGACAGGUGUGUGCCUUUCCAAAUCAUGUCCAAUCAAUUUAAUUGACCACAGGUGGACUCCAAUCAAUUUAAUUGACCACAGGUGGACUCCAAUCAAUUUAAUUGACCACAGGUGGACUCCAAUCAAUUUAAUUGACCACAGGUGGACUCCAAUCAAUUUAAUUGACCACAGGUGGACUCCAAUCAAUUUAAUUGACCACAGGUGGACUCCAAUCAAGUUGUAGCCAUUGAGUGGCUGCUGCCAACAUACUGACUCAUCUCUAGCCACUUUAAUAAUGAAACAUUUAUGUAAUAAAUACAUCACUAGCCACUUUAAACAAUGCUACUUUAUAUAAUGUUUACAUACCCUACAUUACUCAUCUCAUAUGUACAUACUGUCUACUGCAUCUUGCCUAUGCUGCACGGCCACUGCUCAUUCAUUUAUUUUUAUGUACAUAUUCUUAUUCCUUUACUUGUGUGAUAAGGUAGUUGUGAAAUUGCUAGGUUAGAUUACUUGUUAGAUAUUACUGCAUAGUCAGAACUAGAAGCACAAGCAUUUCGCUACACUCGCAUUACCAUGUGUGUGACUAAAUUUGAUUGAGAAACCUUUAAAAGAUUAUCAAUGGAAACAGGAUGCACCUGAGCUCAAUUUCAAGUCUCAUAGAAAAGGGUCUGAAUACAUGAAAAAUUCUAAGAACCUGUUUUCGCCUUGUCAUUAUGGUGUAUUGUGUGGGUAUUUCUGAGUAAUGGCCUUUAUUUAAUCCAUUUUAUAAUAAGACUAAUGUAACAUGUGUUAGGUCAAGGGGUCUGAAUACUAUAUAGACACACCCUUAAAUAUUGGAUGGGUCAGGAUCUGUGUGCUCAAAUCACUCCCAUUGAAUUGGAGUUGCCAGGGGCUGAUUUUGCGAUACAGUGUAGUCUACACAUUCAUAUUUUGGGGUGCUUAACAUCACCAGCACGACAUCUUUAUGAUAUAUCUUGUUAUAAGUGCAACGUUACAGGUUGGAAUGUCAAUUCUCAAAUGUUAUUAGGUCUAAUAUACGUGACAAAUGUACCUUUUUGUUGUAAAUUGGUGUUUUAAUUUGUUGACAAAAUGCGGGACAUGAGUGUUUGGUUGCGGGACAAAGGGACAAAAUGCGGGACAUGAUUGAUUGGUCACGCCAACAUCUGCUACCACUGUUCCUUGAUUAAAUGUUGACAAAUGA